AUGAGAGCUUCCCUCGCCCAGUAAUUGUUCCUGAGAACCAGAUUGUCAAUAAAAAUGAGGAGGCCGUGUUCCAUUGCCAGUUCACAGCUGAGCCACCACCUACUCAGGAAUGGUUGUUUGAUGGGAAAAUAAUUUCCAAUAUGAGCAGGACUGUGGUCCUUUCCAAUGGCUCUUUGCUAAUACCUCAGGUGAAACUGCGUAAUGUUGGGGUCUACAAAUGUGUUGGCCGUGGGCAGAGAGGAAAGCCUGUCAUUUUGGAAGCAACUCUUCAGCUGGCAGAAAUUCACGAUAUGGUUUCACUCGAGCCAAAGACUUUCAUAGACAAUACAGAGCAGCGUGUGGUCUGUUACACACCUCGGGGAGUCCCUGAGCCCCAUAUUUGGUGGGAAAGGAAUGGCGUUCGCGUCCCCACUACUGGCAGGGUACGGCAAGAAGCAGAGGAACUCAUCUUCGAGGGCAUUGUUGAGAAGGAUGCGGGGAUAUACACUUGCCAUGCAGCAAACAAGGCUGGAGGAAAAAAACAAGAUCAGAUCAUCACAGUAGCCACCAAGCCAACGUGGGUGAUAAAGCCCAAGGAUGUUCAACUGGAAGAAGGCAAACCAGCCUAUCUUCACUGUCUCAGCAAAGCUUCAUUGAAGCCCAGUAUUACCUGGUAUCGCAAUGGCUUCCUGAUUUCAGAG
Messenger RNA from Gekko japonicus, 680 nucleotides. RefSeq names its product inactive tyrosine-protein kinase 7-like. Gene Ontology annotation, molecular function: cell-cell adhesion mediator activity. The record is from RefSeq and is a predicted model, not a curated record. The annotation marks the transcript as partial. Gene Ontology annotation, cellular component: plasma membrane; axon. The transcript is spliced from 4 exons. Lineage: Eukaryota; Metazoa; Chordata; Lepidosauria; Squamata; Gekkonidae. Gene Ontology annotation, biological process: homophilic cell-cell adhesion; dendrite self-avoidance; axon guidance.